UUGCUUUGUCCCAGGGCAGGCAUUAAGCAUCCAUGUAUACUUGUUUCCCUUUGGCUCCUAAAUAAAAGUUGAAAGGAGCAAACAGCCUGUCCUUGUUAUCCCUUCCUUUCUCCGCAUCAAAAUUUCAACCAAACAACCGGGCAUUUGGAAACAAUAAUUUAUUAUUAUAAACUCCAAUUUCAACUCAAAAUAACUAAACAUAAUCUCAUUAGCAGUUUUUGGUCCUUCAUUGGACCUAGCUAGCAGCUAGCUACCUCCUCACUUCUUGUUUCUUGUUUAUUCAUCAUCCACUUUAUGUACUUUAGCUCUUCGUGGCAUUCUGCUAGGAAUUAGGAACUGAUUUUCCUCUUUUUUUUUUUUUCAUAUAUACUUUGAUAAUUUAUUAUUGCUUCUUAUAUAUAUGGAAUCCUUGUCAGGAAAUGAAUGGCUACAAACACCAUACCAGUUUUCUUCUGCUCAACAUUGUUGUCUUGGUAUAAACAGAAAACGCUGAAACGAAAAGCUUUGCUCACUGGGGGUGAGAAGGUUUUGGGGAACAGGGAGAUAGCUCUGAGUCUGAGGAAACUAAAUCUUAUACAUGGACUGGAACUCGAAGGAAAAUUAUUGGGAUUUAACUGAUUUCAAGCGAGAAGCUAUUCCAAUUAUAGAUGAAUUUCAUAGGACUAGCGGUGGGGAGUUUUCGAUUGAUCUGAAACUUGGUAGAGUCAGCAGUAAUUCAAAUGACAAAUCAAUAAAUCAGAGGAAGAAGCCUGGACCUGGAGUCUCAAAAACGAAAUCUUCACCUUCAGUAUCAACGAAGAGGGCACGAUCAAGAAAUAAUGGAACUCAGGCAGCGCUUUGCCUUGCUGAUGGAUGCAAUACAGACCUUACCAAUUGUAGAGACUACCAUAGGCGUCAUAAGGUUUGUGAGCUUCACUCCAAGUCUCCACAAGUUACUAUAGGAGGCCUAAAGCAACGGUUCUGCCAGCAAUGUAGCAGGUUCCAUUCCUUAGAGGAAUUUGACGAAGGGAAACGAAGCUGCAGGAAACGUCUUGACGGACACAACCGGCGACGAAGGAAGCCUCAGCCAGACCUCCUAUCGCGUCCUGGAAGCUUUUUGUCCAAUUUCAAUGGGACCCACAUGUUGCCAUUCCCUAGUCCACAUGUUUAUCCAACCACCACAGUGGUGAGUCCUCCCUGGUCAGGAAUUGUUAAUGGUGAGGUAGAUGCUAGUACCCAUUUUGGUCUGCAACAACAAAUGCAUAUGCCUGGCAAGCAGAAUCUGUUCUUUGGAUCCUCCUCGAGCGGCAGCAACAAAUUAGGAUGGAAGCAAUUCCCAUUCUUGCAAGUUGACAAACCUCCUACAUCGUCUACUCCUUCUCCUCCUCAUGAAGCUUUCAUCUGCCAGCCUCUUCUGCGGAACAAAAUUCCAUUGUCAGACAGCAGCGUGGCUGGUAGCUACAGCAUAUUCUGUGACAGGCUUGCGACAAUAACACAAGUCCAAGACUCGAAUUGUGCUCUCUCUCUUCUGUCAUCAACUCAAACGCAGACAUAUGGGAACCACAUAGUGCAACCCAACUCAAUCCCCUUAGUGCACCCCAUGGACCCAAUGGACUCGGUUCUGGUAUCCAAGGACAGGCAUGGUGGUUCUUCUUGGUCCUCCGGUAGCAAACCCUCUCACACACUUCCAUUUAAUUGGGAGUAGUAAUAACAAUAAUAAUGGCAUGGAUUUUCAGAUCGGUAGGUAAUAAUUGAGAAUUAAUUCUGCUCAAAUGAUUUCCAUUUUUUCUGAAUUGCAUUGUUUAUGUUCAUUUCUUUAUAUUGCAUUACGGAUCAUAGCGCAUUAUGCAUGCGAUGCAUGCCAACAGUGAUAACUUUUCUUUUAAUAAUAAUCCUUAUUUUAAAUUUA
This is a messenger RNA of Hevea brasiliensis (rubber tree), 1888 nucleotides long. RefSeq names its product squamosa promoter-binding-like protein 13A. The transcript is spliced from 4 exons. Lineage: Eukaryota; Viridiplantae; Streptophyta; Magnoliopsida; Malpighiales; Euphorbiaceae. The record is from RefSeq and is a predicted model, not a curated record. Bases 578 to 1684 code for a protein of 368 amino acids. Gene Ontology annotation, molecular function: DNA binding. Gene Ontology annotation, cellular component: nucleus.